Molecule: messenger RNA, 657 nt
Organism: Dujonia railenensis
Lineage: Eukaryota; Fungi; Ascomycota; Pichiomycetes; Serinales; Debaryomycetaceae
Source: the annotation of a GenBank genome assembly
AUGAACAGACUUUUCGGAUCGAAGUCUACAGCUCCAAAGCCAACCCUCAACGAUGCGAUAAAGAAUAUCGAUGAUAGAGUGGGCUCUUUCGAUGUGAAACUCUCCAAGAUCAAUGCAGAACUCUCUACUUAUCAGCAAAAGAUUGCCAGAAUGAGGGAUGGACCUGGGAAAUCGGCAUUGAAACAAAAGGCAUUGAAGCUCUUACGACAAAGAAAGCAAAUCGAGGCACAAAAGGAUCAACUCGAAAACCAGUCUUGGAACAUGACUCAGGCAUCCAUGACUACUGAUAACUUACAGAAUACAAUGAUAACGGUUGAUGCCAUGAAGACAGCCAACAAGCAAUUGAAGAAAACGUAUGGUAAAAUCGACAUUGAUAAGAUCGAAGCCUUGCAAGAUGAAAUGCUUGAUUUAAUAGAUAAGCUGAAUGAAUUACAGGAAUCCUUGCUGAUGAGCAACGACUUGCCUGACGAUAUUAGUGAGAGUGAGUUAGAUGCUGAGCUAGAUGCCUUGGGCGAGGAAAUGGAUUUCGAAAAUGAAAUGAGUGAAAGUGGCUUGAGCAUGCCUAGCUAUUUGAAUAGUAGUGAGCCGGUUGGCAGUGAGAGUUUACCAACAUUUAUUGAUGAAAGUGAGGAGAACCCAACCAAAGUUGCUAAUUAG